UUUUUUCCUCUCUGUCUCUUAAGUUUAUGUCAAUGCUGUAGAGAAACAAAUCUGUAAGUGACAGUGUGGCACCAUGCUGGAAUUGAAUAAGGUGGCACUCCUGCUGUGUUUCCUGGCUUCAGUGGCUCUGGGCCAAGGGUCUGUGAGGAUCAGGAGCCAGUCAGACAGGGGCAGGAGAGUGGCACUCAACUCAUUCACUGACACACAGACAACAGGCGUGACAGAGUGGACGUCUUGGUUCAACAUUGACCAUCCUGGGGGGAAUGGAGACUACGAGCGCCUGGAGGCAAUCCGUUUCUAUUACAGAGAGAGAGUUUGUGCACGGCCCACGGCUAUGGAGGCUCGCACUACUGAUUGGGUGGCGGCGGCAGACACAGGGGAAGUGGUCCACUCCAGUCUGGAAAAGGGCUUCUGGUGUAUCAACAAGGAACAGCCCCACGGCCGCAUCUGCUCCAACUACCAUGUCCGCUUUCAGUGUCCCCCAGUACAGAGCUAUUGGACUGACUGGACUGAGUGGGGUCCUUGUUCAACCACGGCAUGUAACGACGUAGGCAUCCAGGUCCGCCAGAGGAAAUGUGUCAGUACUCAGCCCACACCUCUCCUGUUGGUGCCAGCAUGCCAAGGCCGCCAUUCAGAGAGGAGGGAGUGCUCCACCCCUCCAUGUACAGCCAAGUGGAGUCCGUGGGGUCGGUGGGGGGCAUGUUCAGUGACCUGUGGCGGAGGACGCAGGAUUAGGAGGAGGACCUGUGUGAGGACCUCAGUGACAGUGCAGUGUACCGGACGGCCUGUUGAAAUACAGAAGUGUGGGAAGAGUCCUUGUCCAGUCAAAUGUCAGCGUGUGUGCACCGAGGGUCGUCCCAGUGAUGACUGCAGCCGCUGCGUGUGUGACGGCCAUGUGCUACAUGGAGAGGUCCACAGUGUGACUGGUGUCCCUGUGGCGGGAGCGUGGGUGGCACUGGCCAGCCAGCCCAAGGUUGUCCGAGCCCGUACGGAUGCCAAAGGUCAGUUUAGGCUCACAGAGGUCUGCUCCUCCAGCUCAACCUUGAUCAUCAUCAGGAAGGAGAAAUUUGCCCCGAUCACUGUCUCCACCUUCAGUAACACCACAGGGUUGUCCUGGGUGCAGGCCAUCCUCAAAUCAGCUGAAAAGCCGUACAUUGUAAAGCACCCAGAGGACAAAGUGCGUUAUGAAGGAGGACGGGUGCUGUUUUGCUGCAAGGCAACGGGAUCACCAACACCUGACAAAUACUACUGGUACCACAACGGGACUCUGCUGGACAGGAAAGUGUACAAGUAUGAGGAGGACCUUGUACUGCGGGACCUGAAGCUGGAGCAGGCAGGACAGUAUUACUGCAAAACCAGCAGCCCUGCAGGCAGCAUCAAGUCCUCUCCAGCCUCUCUCACUGUAAUUGCAAAAGGAACACCAGCAUGCAAUUCCACCCCUGAGGUGCACCUCAUCAGACUGCCGAUGGACUGUGUUCAACCUGGGACUACCUCCAAGUACUACAAUGCUGGCCGCUGCCCUCACAACAAAUGUGCCGGCUCCCUAGACUUUGAUAUGCGCUGCAGAGAUGGAGCAGGAUUUUGUUGUGGGGUUCAAAAUAUGGAAAGUCAAAUCAUUGACUGUGGGAGCUACAGCCUCCCUAUUCGCGCUGUGACACAGUGCAGCUGUCAGAAGUGCGUGCAGCCGACUGUGCUAGUUCGUGGUAGAGUGGUCACAGCUGACAACGAUGAGCCUCUGCGUUUUGGGCACAUCUAUAUUGGUAAGGAGAGGGUGGGCACCACUGGAUACCAAGGAGGCUUCACAUUACAAAUUACUCCUGAUACACAGAGAUUAGUGGUAAAUUUUGUUGACCCCACUCAGAAGUUUCUUGACACUCCAAAGGUGUUCAUCUUUGACAAGAAAGGUGGAUCCAUCUACCAUGAUGUGAAGGUGAUGAGAAAGCAGACACCUGUUGAUAUCAAUGCAGGAGAGACCAACUCUAUUAGCCUAGGAGAGAUUAAAGGUGAAGACCCCAUAGGGCAGCUGGUUAUUCCUCCCAAUUCCUUCCAUAAGGACAAUGGAGAGAUCUAUGAGGGGACUGUAAAAGCCAGUGUCACGUUCAUCGACCCAAGAAACAUCACCACAGCUGCUGCAGCACCUGGUGAUCUCAACUUUGUGGACGAUGAGGGUGACAUGCUCCCUUUGAGGACCUAUGGCAUGUUCUCUGUAGACUUCAGAGAUGAGACCAACAAGGAAGUACUUGGAGCUGGAGCAAUUCAAGUCCUCCUUGACACACAGCAUGUCAAAAUGCAAGAGCAUAUUCCCAAAAUGAAACUGUGGUCUUUAAACCCAGACACAGGAGUCUGGGAGGAGGAGAGUGACUUUUCAUCCACCACAACUACCAGUGGUCAUGGGCGGAGCAAACGAGAGGAGCGCACAUUCCUCAUAGGUAACAUGGAGAUCCGAGAACGUAGGCUCUUUAACUUAGAUGUUCCUGAAAACAGACGCUGUUAUGUCAAAGUCAGGGCUUACAUGAGUGACAAGUUCCUUCCAAGUGAACAGCUGGAAGGUGUUGUGAUCAGCUUGAUAAAUUUGGAGCCCAAGCCUGGAUAUUCAUCGAAUCCUAGGGCAUGGGGCCGCUUCGACAGUGUCAUAACUGGACCCAAUGGGGCCUGUUUACCAGCUUUCUGUGAUGCCCUGAGGCCUGAUGCUUACACAGCUUAUGUCACUGCAAUGAUGGGUGGGGAAGAACUCGAGGCAGCUCCUUCCUCCCCCAAGAUGAAUCCAAACAUUAUUGGAGUAUCUCAGCCAUAUCUGGAUAAAAUAGACUACCAGCGCUCAGACCAUGAGGAUCCAGCCCUGAAGAAAACAGCCUUCAGAAUCAACUUGGCAAAGCCAAACCAAAACAACUUUGAUGAGACCAAUGGGCCAAUAUAUCCAUAUCAGAAUUUAAUAGCAUGUGAAAAUGCCCCUGUUGAUGCAAAUCAUUUCAGAUUCUUCAGAGUGGAAAAGGACAAGUACGAAUACAAUGUUGUUCCCUUUGAGGAGAAUGAUUUGACGACCUGGACGGGUGAUUACCUCUCCUGGUGGCCUAAUCCUCAGGAGUUUAGAGCAUGCUUCAUUAAGGUUAAGAUCCAUGGACAGAAGGAAGUGAUGGUCAGGUCAAGGAAUCUGGGAGGAACACACCGAGAAACAAAAGGCAAACUUUAUGGCAUUAGAGACAUUCGCAGCACCCGAGACAUGCGAGAGGCCAACACCUCGGCUGCCUGUCUGGAGUUCAAAUGCAGUGGCAUGUUGUUUGAUCAAGCUCAGGUGGACAGAUCCCUUAUAUCAGUCCUUCCACAGGGGAACUGUCGCAGGAUUGGCACCAACAGCCUCCUACAAGAGUAUCUCAUCAAACAUCCACCAGUUGCUCAAAACAACGAGUCCCAUGCAUUCACCAUGCUAGCUCCUGUUGAUCCUCUGGGACACAACUAUGGCAUUUAUACAGUCACAGACCAGAAUCCCAGGGUGGCCAAGGAGAUUGCCAUUGGGCGCUGCUUUGAUGGCACCUCAGAUGGGUUCUCCAGGGAGAUGAAAUCAGACUCUGGAGUGGCACUAACCUUCAGCUGUCCAGAGAGGAAAAUUAACAGGGAAAGCCUCUUUCAGCGCCUGCAGACCAACCCAGGUCAGACACUGUCUCAGAUGGCGAGAGACAUGAGGGAGCUGGAGGGUCUACAGGUGCAGAGAUCAUCCACCCAGGUGGUGGCCUAUCCUUCAGAGCAGCAGGGCAGGACCCAGAAUCGCAGAGUCAGCUCUAGAACUAGGAGAAGAAUGUCCAUGCGCACACAGCAGGACCAAUAAAGGUAUUCUGUUGAGACUGAUAUGACAGCAUCAAGUCAAGGAAAUAAAAGUUGUCCGACUGUUGUUGAGUAUGAACUCCCUCUUGACUAUGAAAAUCACAAAACCAAGGCAGACAGCAAUUCAGCAAAAUCAUCAAGUGUGAUUGAAGAUAUUCAUCAGUCUUAUACUUGAAGAGAUUAUACUUGAUUUGAAGAGAUUUGUAUAUUCAGUUAUUCCUUCCUAAAAGACACGCAUCAUAUGUUUAUAUGUAACACAGUGACUGGCAUUUAUUUAAUUGGCUUUGGUCUAAUUUUAUGAAUGAAUAGACUAAAUUGAUGGUUGAGAAUGUAACUUUUAUAGAUCUAAUUUGUGGCAUUCCACUUUACCCAUGGUGGGUGUUUUUGCUGACAUCUCUCAAUGCUUGGGUUGAAACCAAACCUUCAAAAACUAUAAAUACUAUGCCAGGCCCCAAACACUUCAUAAUUGGCCAUUGCUUUCCAAUGAACUCAUACUUUUCUUCAAGAUCAGAAUGAAGAAAACAUGAGGUCCUGUUGUCUGCAGUAGACACUGAGCCCUUUUUCUACAAACUGGGAAACUCUCUCCACCAAUGGGAGGCAUACUCUAAAGAGACAGUGGGGUGAGGCAUGCCACCCUGGGAACAGAGGAUGUUUUCAGUCAUAAUUCUCAAUGUUUUUCAAUAACAUGCCACUUUGCCAACUGUGAUUCAGCCAAAUGUCCUCCCACACCUACUUAGAAAGUACAAGACCAAGGCCUUUGCCAAGACAAGCAUGGAUCUCACUAGUAUUAAGAAGUAUAAAAUCUGGAUAAUUAGUAUCAAGGUAUGACAUUUACUUUUGUCCUCUACACAUUCCAAAUUAGUCAUCUCCAAACAGAUUGUUACUCAAAAUGAUAUAUUCAUUUUCUCAGAAACUGUUAUAGAGGCUUAUUCAGGGUCUACAUUGACAUUGUUUUUGUUGUUGGGUAAUGUGUUUGUGAGCUGCCUUUAUAUCAUGAAGUGCAAUAACUAUGUAGUAUAAUUUAAUUUUCAUCAGCAUGUGACAAACUAUUACAGUGCAUGAAAAAUGCUGCUGGUGAAUGAAACAACAGCUCCUACAUGCAGCAGGUAAUGUGGUUAAGGUGUUUGUACGAGAUCUUGCACAGGAUUCAUUUUGAGUAAUUUUCAGCAAAUAAUUUAACUGCCAUGUAAUCAUUCUUUGACUUUCUGAACUGUGUAGAAUCUAUUAACCUUUUCAUGCUUUGCUGCAUGACUCAGUUGAUUUAACUAUCUGUGCACAGUAAUCUUUUCAACUUCAGAGCACAAUCUUGUUAGUGGGAGUUAAAACUCUCAGUGGAGCCUUCUUCCCAUUAACAAAACCAUCUGCAUGAUUAUUAGCAUGAGAG
Molecule: messenger RNA, 5203 nt
Organism: Lates calcarifer (barramundi perch)
Lineage: Eukaryota; Metazoa; Chordata; Actinopteri; Centropomidae
Gene: cilp2
Product: cartilage intermediate layer protein 2
Exons: 10
Coding region: 74-3823 (1249 amino acids)
Source: RefSeq, a predicted model, not a curated record